GAAAAUAGCAACUGAAAACAUGGCGCUAGUGUGUAAGUUUUCUAGUUGAUGUAUGUUUUUGGAAAACAUUCUUUUGCUUUCGGAUAAGGAGAAAUGUGACACAUUCCUGUGGACUUCUGUGACUGAAACAAUUCUGUUACAUGGUUGAGGCAUGUCUGUAGAACUGACAGUUGUGAUAACCUGCAUACUAUUACUGAGGACUGGCGUUGGUGACCGUAUUCUGUAGUGUGACUAGUAGAAACACUGUGUGUUCGAGAUGAAUCGCUAUCAGAUAAUCAAACAGCUCGGUGAUGGCACAUACGGCAGUGUCUUGCUGGCUAACACCAUUGAAGGAGGUGAAAAGGUUGCUAUUAAAAAAAUGAAGAAAAAGUAUUACAACUGGAAUGAGUGCCUUGAUCUGCGAGAAGUCAAAUCUUUAAGAAAAUUAAGCCAUGCUAACAUCAUCAAAUUAAAGGAGGUUAUACGAGAGAAUGACAUGUUGUAUUUUGUGUUUGAAUACAUGAAAGAAAACCUCUACCAAAUGAUGAAGGAUAGGGACAAAAUACUUCCAGAGUCGGUGAUUAGAAACAUAAUGUACCAAAUCCUGCAAGGAUUGAGUUUUAUGCACAAACACGGUUUCUUCCACCGUGAUUUAAAGCCUGAAAAUCUGUUGUGUUCUGGGACCGAUUUAGUAAAAAUAGCUGACUUUGGCCUGGCGAGGGAGAUCCGUUCUCGUCCGCCAUACACCGACUACGUCUCAACACGAUGGUACCGGGCUCCGGAAGUACUGCUACGCUCCACAAAUUACAGUUCCCCAGUUGACAUAUGGGCUGUUGGAACCAUUAUGGCAGAGGUUUACACUUUGAGACCUCUUUUCCCUGGCAGUUCAGAAAUAGAUCAGAUAUUCAAAAUCUGUUCUGUGCUGGGAACACCAAAAAAGGAAGAAUGGGAGGAGGGACACCGCCUGGCCAGCAUGAUGAAUUUCCGUUGGCCGCAGUGUGUGCCGACAAACCUGAAGACUCUGAUCCCUAACGCCAGUCACGAAGGUCUGCAGGUCAUGAGGGACAUGCUCAUGUGGAACCCACAGAAACGGCCUGGCGCCGGCCAGUGUUUGCGAUACCCAUUCUUUCAAGUGGGUCAAAACCUGGGUGCAUCCAUGGCUGCCAGCAGACCACAGGUACCACAGGCCUCAAGUCACUACAAUCAGCCCCUGCCAGCGAGAACUACGAAUCCCAAACCCUACACAGACCCCACGCCGAUGAGACAAAACCAGAUGAUCCAUGAAAAUCCAAUGCUACCAGUGACAAGCAAACCAAAGAAGAAUGAAGACCAAGAUCUAUUUGCCGUGUCGGUUCCAAAGAAGGCCAAUCCCAGAAAGCGCUGGGGCACAGGCAUGUCCGACGCUUGGGAUGACUGGGACGACCUUGACUUUGGCUUCCCUGAGAAGAAAAAUACCAAAAAGUUACCGAUGCUUGGCCGACGCAACAGUAAAAAGAAAGAUGACUUUGAUGAUGAUGAUUUUUUUCAGAGUAAAGUAAAGAAACCCUCCAAUCGUAUGAAUUCUGGAAAGUCGACUGCACGUCUGGAAUCGGCGAAGCAGCACUAUAUGAGUAAAGCAAGAUAUCUCCCAGGAAUCAAUCCUGGGAAGAGUGCCAAGAAGGAGAAUGCCAACCCAUGGAGUCCACAAGGCCUCAUGAGACCUAACCCAGUCUCAAGACAUCAUAAUUUAGGUGGCAAUGUCUUUGGUAUGCCAGCCACCGACAGUGGUGGUAGUGGAAAUGCUGGCUAUGUUCCUUCAUUCAUGGCUCCUAGCAAAAACGCUUUCCCAUCAAAUGUAGGAUGGAAACCAGCUCAGAACAACCCACUAGCACCAAUCAACAAAAACACAUCGGGCACUUUCCGUCAACCUGUCGGCAAAGUGGGACACGGACGCACUGAUUGGGCAGCGAAAUAUCUGAAGUCCUGAGGUUUAACAGACAGCUAGCUGGAAAACUUGAUAUUUUUUUCAGUGGAAAUGUCUUGUUACAGAUGUUAAUCUCAUCACGGACGGCAAAUGCGAUGCCUAAAUCUACACUAGAGCACCUGUUGAUUGGAGACUUUCUCCCACACUAUCAUCUGACAAUCUUUACAAACUGCUGCUGUUAUAUGCUGGGUUUUCGUUUGUGUGUGCCCCACUCUAUAAUCUGUUGUUGGCUCUCUGAAAGAAGUUGUUUUCAUCAAUAACUUUUUGUUUCAAAGAGUAUAGAGAAAAACAGCAAAAAAAAAAAAAAAUGAUGAAGAAUUUAAGCAACAUAACUUUUCAGCCACUAGUUUGGAUAAGGCUCAUUAUGCGAUUACUCACAUGGACUUGUCACAUGCAGUUUGACAGCCCUACAAAUAUCAGAACUUAUAAGACUAAAGUCGUUCUGAUUUAGGUGUUCUCACAGUAUGAUUUGAUCGCAUGCGGUAAGUCAGUGUGACUAAUUGCAUAAUGAGAACACCUCUUUAGUAACUCAACUGAAUGACAUUACUAUAGUGUUUAUUUGUUAAGUUGUUUUUAAUGUAUAUAUGGCAGACUUGUGUUAUAGUUGUCACUUUUAAAAUAUACAGAAAAAAGAGUACAGUGUAAUCAUUGGCAUUUCCUAAAUUAAAAUACAAAUUAGUCGCAAAAAAUGUCAUAGUUCUUGAAAAAUAUAAAUAAAUUUUAAAACGGAAGAAUUUUUUUUCCUUUUGUUCUCUCUAACAUUUUUUUAAAGCAUUUGUUACAUUUUGUAAAAUAAAAAGUUAUACAUUCAAUACUGGUAUUCUUUUGUCCCUGCUUCAAACUAAACAAAACUUAUUUAUGAAAAAUACUUCUGGUGAUCCAAACAUGGACUGUAGAUGAUGAGAAUUGUAGACGUGUUGUCAGUUUGUGCAUGUUGUGGCGGAAAGCCCUUCUUUCUUGUCUUCAUGAAUGUGGGUCAUACUAACAAUUUUUUGUUUUUAACAUUUCAACAGUUCUUGAGGAUUGAUAGAAAUGAUGUUAACUCAUAUGUGGAUAUAUGUGUAUGUUAAAAACCAAUGACGGCACCUCAACAGUUAUUAAUUAUCAAUUAGUUAAUUAUUGUUGAUGAAUCUGGAGGCUUCAAUGGGCAUUUUGUUUGGGGGGUUUCUAGUUAUUUAAAAUUUACUGUUAAAUUUUUAUUUUAUUUUAUUUUUACUGAGGUUUUGGAGAAUGUUUAAACUUAACAUUUAUGCAUCAUACUUAAUACAUUUAGGCAUGCCUUGGUUAUUUCUACAAAAAAUUCUCCCCCUUUUAUCAAAUUCAUAGAUAAUUAUUUCAUGAUUAUUAUAUUUUUUUAAACUUAUUAUAAUUUUUUAUAUUUAGGGGUGUUGCAUAUAUCCACAAACAAAUCUUUUAUUGCUAGUUUGUUAUUAUGUUUUGGCCAUUUUAGAUUUAUCUUUCCAUUUCACUCUAUUAGGCUCAAGUUUGAGAGGUGGGGGUCGAAACUCGCCCUGCUCAUAGCAAAUUUUCCUGUUUAAGUAUAUUUAAUGGGGUGCAUGAUUUGUGUUACAUGUGUACUUACAACCAGCUUGAUGAUAAGAGUUACCCUCCCCCCUAUUGUUGCGUGAAUCUUGUUUAUUUUCACAGAUUUUAUAAUCUGGCAAGUGAACCAAGUACUUUAAAAACAUUUUGGUAGGAGAUGCCAUAUACUUUUCAUUUUUAGUUUUCUUUGUACUUGUACGUUAAUAUUUGUGUUAAUGGAAUUAUUUUUUAUAUUCUAAAUGUUGAGUAAGCACUCAGAUCAUGCUAAUAGAGAAUUACUGUGAGAGUUAUGAAAACAAUCAUUACUAAACUGAGUAAAAAUGUCUAUAUUCUUAUCAACAUUUCACACCCCAUUGAGAGUGAUACUUUUUCAUGAUAUAAAAAUUAUCAUUUGACCUUAUUGACUUGGAACAAAUAUUUUGUUUACCUACAUUCUGUAAAAUUACUUCAACAUAUUAUGCUGUUUGCAAACAUGAAUCUUAGGCAAUAUAUCAUAUAUUAAACUAACAUUUCAUGUCAAGCUUAUGUCCCUUGACAUAAAACUUAUUACAAUUGAAAAUUAUUUGAGUUGGGAAUAUAAACUUGGUAUCAAAUUAAAGCUUGUUUAAUAUCCUAGUUACCAUGACACAAAUACACAGGUAAUAUUCAUGUUAAUUGAGCAGAAAACCCGGUGUGUGUAAUAAGCCACACCAAGGGUUAUGUGACGAGAAUACGAGAACAUACCUCACUGAUGUGUAUACAUUUUAUUAUUUUGUCAUACAAGAUUCAUUAUCAUUUUCAAUAUUUAACCCUCCAAAUUAUACAUACUACAUAAUAGUAUUUAAUGUGUGUUUUACUAACUUUGUUCAGAUACAUGGUAAAGUAAUGAACUGGUCUCCGACAAAAAAUAAAAAUAUAUACUAGUAUCUAUAAUUAUAUUUAUUUAUGAUAAUAUUAUCCAUUGGAAAUUAUUAUUUUAGCAGAUAAGAGGCUGUUCACAAACUGUACACUGACAUUGGGUGUAUAAAUGUAAGUGUACACAUUUAAAAUGGAGGGGGGGGGGGGAUAAAAAAUUAUCCUUGCAAAAAAACAUUUUUAAUGUGCGCAGUGCAUUCUUAGGAGGGGAAGAGAAUGGAUUUUUUAAUUUUAAAAAUGGUGUUUAUAUACUUGUGAAUAUGUUGAUACUUUUGAUUGGUCCCUAAACUUAUUUUGUUUUUGUGUAUUUGAUUUGGCACUAAUGGAAAAUACCAGGUGGUUAUGGUUUGUUGUUGUUUUUAACAAGGUAAUACUGAAAGAAGUUUGCCGGGUAUUGACCUUGAACCGGAGGACAAAAUUGUUUUGUAAAUAAUACUUUGAAUAGUUUUCUUUGAUUAUUUUGUGUGUUCUUUAAGUACAAAAUAUUAAGAUUUUUUUUUUUUUUUCAGGUGUCCAAAGCAAUAAUUUUGUAAAAGUAGGCCAAUUACAAUGUACCAUACCAUAAAACAAUGUAUGUGCCAUAAAUAAUUAUUAAAAAAAAAAUAUAUUUAAUUCUGUGAAAUGUGCUGUAUUUGUAUAUUUUACUUGAUGGGGUUUUUUGGUGUUUUUUCUUUACUUCUGUGGGGGGUUUUUGUGGGGUUUCAUGCAGAAUUUUAAUUUCUUUUUUAAUUUAGUUAUGUAUUUUGUAGAUAUCAAUUACAAGAAGUCAAUACAUUCAGGCAACUAUGGGUCUAGUUGUUGAUUCAGAAUUCAUUCAUUAAUUCAUUUCAACUUAUUUCCAUGCUUAUAUCAAAUUAAGGUUCAAGCACGCUGUCCUGGGCACACACCUCAGCUAUCUGGGCUGGCUGUCCAGGACAGUGGGUUAGUUGUUAGUGAGAGAGAAGAGGGUGUCGUGGCCUUACACCAACCCACUGAGGUGUUAAAACGUGCUCUGGGUGGAAGCUGGUACCAGGCUGCGAACCCAGUACCUACCAGCCUUAUGUCCAAUGGCUUAACCAUGACACCACCGAGGCUGGUAUUCAGAAUUUAAUACACUUCCUUUUUAGCUUUUGAUUCUCACAUCUAAAUUAUAGUAUCCUGUAUUCUAUAAUUGUUUUAAUUAAAUUAAAACUAAUGUAACUUUUACUUGUAUGUCCUCUGUCAUGGAAAGCAUUCAGUAUUUUAAUAUUGCACUUGUUAUUUACUGCAUUUUUGUACAUUACAAAUCAUGUAUAGUGGAGCACUGUUGGUUUCAAAUUCAGUUAUCAUGGUUUUGUCAGUUACCGUAGUUAUCAUAGAUAAUUAAGAAUGUGUGUUUAGGUAAAAACAUAUAUCAGUGUGUGCAAAUUAGUUAUGGCAUUUAACUAGUCACCUCAGAUUGUUAGACAUUGUUACUCAUUGCCCAACAUUGUAUUACUAGCAAUUUGAUUUUUAAUUUAAUCUUCUUCUUUUUUUCAGCUGUACAAUUAUAUAAUCAGCUUCAAGUCAAACUGUGUCAAACAGUUUGUGAACAGAGUUUAGUCCGUGUAUAAUUGUAAUCUUCCUGCCUUUGUAAAACAUUUUGUAUUGAGUAACAAUUUAUUUCUCAGUAUGAAUGUUCAUGAAUUAACAGUUCUAGAAAACACAGUUUUCCAGGAAACUGCAAUACCUUGGUCCUUUAAAAAAAAAAAAAAAUGACUAAAAAAGAGGUUUUGACUUUAAGCUGAUUAAAUGUGUAUUUCUUUUGAAUUAUUACAUGAUUUGCAAAAUCAAAAAAAAGAGUAAGAAAUAGUAAAAUAUCAAUUUGUUGUUACAAGUAGUUACAAGAACAGUUAAAGACCUGAGAAAUACAACAAAUUAGACAUACAGUGCAGACUGUCUAAAUCGGCAUCUGACUAACUAGCAGUAUAUUUUUGUUAUCAAUCACACAUAUAUUUGCUUUGAACAGACUGUAUGAUAUAUAGCUUUUCUGGAUAACUGUAUACUUUCAUACUGUAAUAAUAUGUAGUCUAUUCUGAAUGAAUGAUAAAUGAAAAGAAUCCAGUUUAACCGUUAUGACAAUUAGUAUACCAUGUUUUAUUGUUACUCAGGACAAAUAUAUUUAUAAAUGGACAGUAAUAAUUAUAAUACAAAACAAGAAAAGAAAUGUUAUUUUUGUUAUUUUUAUUAUUAUUGUUUAUUAAAUCAAGAUUAUUUUAUAUAUGGACUAAGCAUUGAGUAGGGUUUUUUAAUGAUAAAAAGGGGAAUUGAAGAUCGGAGUAUUUUUCUCAAAGUCAUUAUUAGUUAAUAUUAAUAUGAUACGUUGUAUGAUAUCAGUUUAUUUGUUUUUGAUGGGCUUGAUUUUCACUUUAUCUUAUAUGGAAUCUCUACAUCUGUGAUAAUGUGUGAUAGCAUGCCUAUCACACAUGUGCAAAUAACAUGUUUUUAAAAUAUCUGUAAAUAAUAUUUUUAUAUUCAUGUAUUUAAAAAUAUGUGACAUAUUAUGUUGCGGCAUAUGUAUUGAAAACAUCUUCUUUACUGUAUUAGGUAGGAUCAUCAGUCUUGGUGUGGAAAUACAGGUUGAAAGAACAGUGUGUUGUGUACCAUAAUUAGGACACUUUGACCUACUUUUAAUGCAAAAUUGAUCAUAGAAUCUUGCUAAUUCAAAUGGUUCUCCAGACUGUAUGAGGCAACAUCAUUAAACUCUGUGUAUCAUUUCUUCUUGAGAAGCAAGUAUUAUGUGUAUUUAAAACAUGUUAUUGUUAAGAACUGGUAAAACUUCUUCUUUCUUUUUUUUAAGCUAGCUUAAAAUCCUGAGAAAAGAAAGAAAAGAAUGUAAUAUCGACUGUGCCAGUAAAGUGAUUGAAGACCUAGUUUCAUUUUCUUCUUUAUUUCUGUUAAUUGUGCAUGGUAUCAACAUGUAUAGCCAAACUUUCAAAUGUAAAUGACAUUCUCUAUAAUCCAAUGAAAUAAUAAAAAUGACCCUGACUCCCUUUUUUUUUUUUCCUUGCAGUAAUACAUCAUUUUCACUUUGAUUAUUUUCAUUAUUAUAUUAAGAAUUAUAUUAAGAAUUGUAAAUAAAAUUUUACCAAUCGACACAAUGCUAACCUUGUGAGUCGGGUAACAGCAUACAAUACUCUUUUAAUGACCCUACAGUAAAUAAUGUAAUUUGUGGUGUUUCUUUUUCUUGUAAAAGCAAUUACAUUCCCUAAUGGUAAUAGAUUGUGUGUUCUGCUGCAUACAGUCUUUAUUUUAGGAACGUGCACCACAAUACAUGUAUAUGUUGUAUCAAUAAAUUAUUGAUAAUAAUUAGAACUAUUGCAAUGUUACAGACAUAAUAAUUUUAUUCACUUGUAUAUUCAAUGUACAUUAAAUGUAUAUUUUAACUAUGUGGGUACACUAAUCAUUUUUAAUGCACAUUUUAACUACAUGGGUACACUAUGUUCAUUUUAAACCAUAUUUUAAAUAUUCAUGUAUAUAGAAAUAAACCAUAUCAGUAAACUAG
Messenger RNA from Gigantopelta aegis, 7880 nucleotides. RefSeq names its product serine/threonine-protein kinase ICK-like. The coding region runs from base 257 to 1945 and encodes 562 amino acids. The record is from RefSeq and is a predicted model, not a curated record. The transcript has 15 exons. Gene Ontology annotation, biological process: intraciliary transport; cilium assembly; protein phosphorylation. Gene Ontology annotation, cellular component: cytoplasm; nucleus; cilium. Gene Ontology annotation, molecular function: protein serine/threonine kinase activity; ATP binding. Lineage: Eukaryota; Metazoa; Mollusca; Gastropoda; Neomphalida; Peltospiridae.